UCCCUCCCCACUCCUCCCCCAGCGACAAUCACACUACCAUUCGCGACUUGAGGUGGCUGGAAGGAAGAAAUGGGAAAACUCGAAGAAUUCGAAAUUUCUUUUACGGACAAUAAAGUGGUUUACAGCCCAGGGGACUCAAUCACAGGAACCGUGAAAAUAACAAACGCCGAAGCUCUACAGUGUAAAGCCAUCAAGGUGAACUGCCAUGGCUACUGUGGAGUGAGCACCAAAUUAAAUGAUACAUCGUGGGCCGCUGAAGAGCAAUAUUUCAACAGCACUAUCUCGGUGGCUGACAAAGGCACUUUGAAGAAGGGCCCUCAUACCUUUCCAUUCAAGUUUCUCAUACCAGCCACCGCUCCUACAUCCUAUGAAGGACCUUAUGGCAAGAUUAUAUUUGAAAUUCGAGCCUUUGUUGACACACCUCGCUUUUCAAAAGACUACAAGGCGGAGAAGCCUUUCUUCAUCCUGAAGCCCCUAGACCUCAAUGAUGUGCCUGAUAUUCAGGAUAUUAGCUCCUCCACUGUCACUAAGGACUUCACCUACAUGCUCGUGAAAAAUGGCACCAUUGUGUUGAAGGCGACCAGUGACAUGCGAGGGUACAAACCUGGCCAGAUCAUUAAGCUAGAAACAGAGAUCGAGAACAGGUCGGGGAAAUCCACAAGCACAGUGGUAGCCAGCCUCAUACAGAAAGUGACAUAUAAGACCAAGAGGCCCAUUCACGACUUGAGAACCAUUGCAGAAGUGGAAGGCUCGGGUGUGAAGGCCAACAAAGAGGCCAAGUGGAAAGAGCAGAUCAUUGUGCCCCCUCUUCCUCAGUCCCCUCUACAAGGCUGUGAAAUCAUCAACAUUGACUAUUACAUCCAGGUCUCGUUGAAAUCCCCUGACGUAUUAGUGACUCUUCCCAUCUUCAUUGGCAACGUCGCUGUGGACACUACCCGUCGCACACCAUCGCGGCCUGUGCCACCGGUGCCCCGGUCAACUCCUCCCACUGUCCCCAAGACAGCCCCCCCGAGACCGGCCCCCAGGCCUCGACCCCGCAGCUGCUACGCUGCUUCCCCCAGCGCCCCUCCGGCUGAGCCAGAGGACCUGCCCCUGGAAUUGGGCACGCCGCAGGCCGAGGAGCUCCCCACCAAGAGCCACUCCCAGCAACAACAGGGGCCUGGUGCCCAGGCCGCAGCCUCGCCCCAUGCCUUCAGUUACGCCCCGGGCCUGUCGUUCCCAACGCAGAUGAGGCAAAAUGCCUCAUCGCCUAUGUUCAGUGUGUCCACGGGGGCCACCAUACCUUUUUACACCGAGAGCAAUGCUACACCUGUACCAACAGCAUGUCCAUUGAUCCUGCCGCCAAGCUAUGGACCCUCAGCAUAUCCACAUGAGCCUCCUCCCUCUUAUGAUGACAGCUGCAACAAUACCUGAAAUCAAGACUAAGGGAGCAAUGGAAGAUUGUGGGGAAAAGCACCUUUGCUUUAUACUGUCUGAACACUGGAAUCUUUCAGCCUCUUUGUAGGUCUACAAUAACCAACCAAUGUCUCUCACUGAGGCUAAACCAUCAUCUCAGUAGUACUCACCAAAAACAUUGAAAUACGCUGAUUUAGUAGACUUUAUCUCUUCCGGACUGCGAGCACUGUGUACAAGAAGCUCAGAAUGCCAUUUGUUUUGCCUUUCAUGCACUGGAAUGUUGAUCCAAUUUGUUCAGGAAUAAACUUUGUGUGUGUUUGUGAUGUU
Sardina pilchardus (European sardine) is the source of this 1722-nucleotide messenger RNA. RefSeq names its product arrestin domain-containing protein 1-like. Bases 70 to 1413 code for a protein of 447 amino acids. The record is from RefSeq and is a predicted model, not a curated record. The transcript has 8 exons. Gene Ontology annotation, biological process: protein transport. Gene Ontology annotation, molecular function: ubiquitin protein ligase binding; ubiquitin-like ligase-substrate adaptor activity. Gene Ontology annotation, cellular component: cytoplasm. NCBI's taxonomy places the organism in Eukaryota, Metazoa, Chordata, Actinopteri, Clupeiformes, Clupeidae.